AUGCCUGCAAACGCCUGCACACACCUGCACACGCCUGCACACGCCUGCACACACCCGCACCCUCCUGCACACGCCUGCCUGCACCUGCACACGCCUGCACACGCCUGCACACACCCGCACCCUCCUGCACACGCCUGCCUGCACCUGCACACGCCUGCACACGCCUGCACACACCCGCACCCUCCUGCACACGCCUGCCUGCACCUGCACACGCCUGCACACGCCUGCACACACCCGCACCCUCCUGCACACGCCUGCCUGCACCUGCACACGCCUGCACACGCCUGCACACACCCGCACCCUCCUGCACACGCCUGCCUGCACCUGCACACGCCUGCACACGCCUGCACACACCCGCACCCUCCUGCACACGCCUGCCUGCACCUGCACACGCCUGCACACGCCUGCACACACCCGCACCCUCCUGCACACGCCUGCCUGCACCUGCACACGCCUGCACACGCCUGCACACACCCGCACCCUCCUGCACACGCCUGCCUGCACCUGCACACGCCUGCACACGCCUGCACACACCCGCACCCUCCUGCACACGCCUGCCUGCACCUGCACACGCCUGCACACGCCUGCACACACCCGCACCCUCCUGCACACGCCUGCCUGCACCUGCACACGCCUGCACACGCCUGCACACACCCGCACCCUCCUGCACACGCCUGCCUGCACCUGCACACGCCUGCACACGCCUGCACACACCCGCACCCUCCUGCACACGCCUGCCUGCACCUGCACACGCCUGCACACGCCUGCACACACCCGCACCCUCCUGCACACGCCUGCCUGCACCUGCACACGCCUGCACACGCCUGCACACACCCGCACCCUCCUGCACACGCCUGCCUGCACCUGCACACGCCUGCACACGCCUGCACACACCCGCACCCUCCUGCACACGCCUGCCUGCACCUGCACACGCCUGCACACGCCUGCACACACCCGCACCCUCCUGCACACGCCUGCCUGCACCUGCACACGCCUGCACACGCCUGCACACACCCGCACCCUCCUGCACACGCCUGCCUGCACCUGCACACGCCUGCACACGCCUGCACACACCCGCACCCUCCUGCACACGCCUGCCUGCACCUGCACACGCCUGCACACGCCUGCACACACCCGCACCCUCCUGCACACGCCUGCCUGCACCUGCACACGCCUGCACACGCCUGCACACACCCGCACCCUCCUGCACACGCCUGCCUGCACCUGCACACGCCUGCACACGCCUGCACACACCCGCACCCUCCUGCACACGCCUGCCUGCACCUGCACACGCCUGCACACGCCUGCACACACCCGCACCCUCCUGCACACGCCUGCCUGCACCUGCACACGCCUGCACACGCCUGCACACACCCGCACCCUCCUGCACACGCCUGCCUGCACCUGCACACGCCUGCACACGCCUGCACACACCCGCACCCUCCUGCACACGCCUGCCUGCACCUGCACACGCCUGCACACGCCUGCACACACCCGCACCCUCCUGCACACGCCUGCCUGCACCUGCACACGCCUGCACACGCCUGCACACACCCGCACCCUCCUGCACACGCCUGCCUGCACCUGCACACGCCUGCACACGCCUGCACACACCCGCACCCUCCUGCACACGCCUGCCUGCACCUGCACACGCCUGCACACGCCUGCACACACCCGCACCCUCCUGCACACGCCUGCCUGCACCUGCACACGCCUGCACACGCCUGCACACACCCGCACCCUCCUGCACACGCCUGCCUGCACCUGCACACGCCUGCACACGCCUGCACACACCCGCACCCUCCUGCACACGCCUGCCUGCACCUGCACACGCCUGCACACGCCUGCACACACCCGCACCCUCCUGCACACGCCUGCCUGCACCUGCACACGCCUGCACACGCCUGCACACACCCGCACCCUCCUGCACACGCCUGCCUGCACCUGCACACGCCUGCACACGCCUGCACACACCCGCACCCUCCUGCACACGCCUGCCUGCACCUGCACACGCCUGCACACGCCUGCACACACCCGCACACACCCGCACACACCUGCACACUCCUGCACACUCUCACCAUGCCCAUCCUUUGA
Molecule: messenger RNA, 2094 nt
Organism: Passer montanus (Eurasian tree sparrow)
Lineage: Eukaryota; Metazoa; Chordata; Aves; Passeriformes; Passeridae
Product: extensin-like
Exons: 1
Coding region: 1-2094 (697 amino acids)
Source: RefSeq, a predicted model, not a curated record